This is a messenger RNA of Carica papaya (papaya), 1176 nucleotides long. NCBI's taxonomy places the organism in Eukaryota, Viridiplantae, Streptophyta, Magnoliopsida, Brassicales, Caricaceae. The record is from RefSeq and is a predicted model, not a curated record.
UUUUUCAGGUGUUGAAUCUCUAGACUCUCCACUCGGCUCCCUUCACUAGUUUCCUCUGCAGCCAAGUUAGGGCUCGUCUUCAUGACUUAACUUCUACUACCUCUGUCAAUCUACUGAGUUCGGCAAUAAUGAAUGGUUCUUGUGUAAACUUGGAAAAUCCCAUCGGAGACGCGAUUUCCAGGGUCCAAUUCGCUCCCCAAUCUAAUAAUCUCCUAAUUUCUUCUUGGGACUCCUGCAUUCGAUUGUACGACGUCGAUAGCUCUCUGCUAAGAUUUGAAUCACCCAACGAGGCUGCGCUUCUCGAUUGCUGCUUCGAGAACGAUUUCACUGCUUUUAGCGCUGGCUCAGAUGGUUUAAUUACAAGGUAUGAUUUGCAUGAAGGAGUGCGUUAUACUAUUGGAAAUCAUGAUGAUUUAGCGACAUGCAUUGGAUAUUCUGGGGAAACACAUCAAGUAGUUUCUACCAGUUUGGACAAGAGGAUAAUGUUCUGGGACGUACGGCAGCCCCAAACUCUUAUAUGCGCAAGAAACUUGCAUUCAGAUGUGAGCUCCAUGGCUCUAUCAGGGUUUGACUUGGUUGUUUCACUUGGGGCAUUAGUGUAUUUAUUUGACUUGCGCAACUUAGACCAACCAGUUCAAUCCAAUGAAUCACAAGUGGAAGUUCAAAUAAGAUGUGUCAGCUCAAGUCCUUAUACUAAAGAAUAUGCAGCAGGAUCAGUAGAUGGACGGGUAGCACUGGAAACCUCCUCUAGAUCCAGUUUAAAUAAGACAGGAUACAUUUUCCGAUGUCAUCCAAAGUCAAGGGAUGGAAGAUUUCAUCUGGUAUCAGUGAAUGACAUCAGAUUCAAUCCAGUCAUCAACGGUGCUUUUGUCACUGGUGAUAACGAGGGAUAUGUUAUUGGUUGGGAUGCUCAAAGUAAAAGACGACUAUUUGAGUUGCCUAAAUUCCCAAAUAGUGUUGCAUCCAUAUCUUACAACCAUGGGGGACAACUUUUGGCUGUUGCAUCAAGCCGCACUUACCAGGGCGCUAAUGAAAUAGAAGAGCCUCCUCAACUAUUCAUGCAUAAGGUGGAUGGUUCAAUUUCUGGUGGAAGCUCAAGUAGGACAUAAGAAUGUGCUUGGCAAUGAAAAGGAAGUAGAGACCCUGCAUUGGUGGGUAACCAACAUAUUAAUUGAG